This is a messenger RNA of Labeo rohita (rohu), 2305 nucleotides long. It is a transcript of the gene tmem183a, whose product is annotated as transmembrane protein 183A. The transcript is spliced from 8 exons. Gene Ontology annotation, biological process: regulation of protein stability. NCBI's taxonomy places the organism in Eukaryota, Metazoa, Chordata, Actinopteri, Cypriniformes, Cyprinidae. The record is from RefSeq and is a predicted model, not a curated record. Gene Ontology annotation, cellular component: SCF ubiquitin ligase complex. The coding region runs from base 270 to 1352 and encodes 360 amino acids. Gene Ontology annotation, molecular function: protein binding.
CCUGAGGUUAUGAAUAUACACCGUCUGAUUGGACGAAUCUUCUCACAUAUGAUUUCUGUGUCCAAUUAGCGGUCAGUCUGGUGAGUCGUCUGCUCUCUGAGAUCUCGCGAUGAUGUACGCGACCUUGAGCGUCAGUUCCAUGAUGGCUGAAGAUCCUGGAGGAGCUUUCUUUAAUUUCACCUUCAUUUUUAUCGGAUUUUCGUUACCUCUGCUGGAAAGAUGGCAGGGCACACAGCCUCGAUAAACGGCCAUAGACCCCCGCUGUCGUCAUGCCCAAGAAAGGGAACCGAAAACGGCUGAAAUUUAAGGCCGAGGAUGUUUGCUCGGAGUCAGUAACUGUGGCUGACUAUGCCAACGCCGAUCCCGCCAUCGUGAAGUCGGGGAGAGUUAAAAAGGCGGUUGCUAACGCAAUUGAAAAAGAAGUGAAAUUACUCUGUGGGCUUGAGGCAUCCCAGGGUCCCGUGCAGGAAGUGCUCUCCUCUGCAGUUGGUGUGAGUAAUGCAGCCCGUGAGAGCAGUGAUGAACUUGACUCAGAGGAAGGGGAUGAAAUCAAAGGGUCCCGCAAAAAGAAAAACAAAAGACGCAAAGAAAACAGCGAGAGCAUAGAUGGAGAGGAGUAUCCUGUUGAUAUUUGGCUUCUGCUUGCUGCAUACAUUCGGCCAGAAGACGUCUGCAGAUUCUCUUUGAUCUGCAAGAAUGCUUGGACUGCGACGUGCACGGCUGCAUUUUGGACACGACUCUACAAAAGGCAUUAUAAUCUUGAUGCAGACCUCCCUGAUCGCCUUCAACCUGAUUCUAUUGCGAAGAUGCGUUGUCUUCGUGCUCGUGUGAUUCGCUCGCUUUUUCACUUAUAUGAGCCCUUUAGUUUGCGGGUGUCCAAAAGCCCUCCUCUGCCUGAAUCUACGCCUACCACACUCCUCAAUUCCAAGUGUUUGUUGUUUUGGGUCAACAAAGUAUCUGGAAGUAGGUCAGAGCCAAUGUGGGAAUUCAACUUCAAGUUUGUGAAACUGCCAACCAAGGGUAAAAACGGAUGUGGUUUGAAUCUUCAGCUGCCCAAGCAGUAUAAAGAUGUUCACACUAAUCCAGACUCGGACUGUUAUCUGCUGCGGGUCACUACCCUCAAUUUCAUUUUCACUUCUGUUGUUAUGGGCAUGACAUUAACUUUGUUCACCAUUAAUGUGAGCACAGACAUGAGGCACCAUCGAGUGCGCCUGGAGUUCCAGGAUUCGCCAGUCAUUCGAGGGAAGAAGCUUCGGGGUGAACAGGGGGUGCAGGUAGUGCUGGACCCUGUACACAGUGUGCGCCUCAUGGACUGGUGGCACCCUCAGUACCCAACAUCCUCAUACAAUUAGAAUGAUGAACUCCAAUCUUCUCAAUUGCAGAAACAUUGCAGAAGACAAUUCAGGCCCGUUUCGACCAACCCUGUGUUUUGGCUUGGCAAUCUUGUUUUGUUUUUUUUUUUCUGUUGAAUUUUACACUUUGCACUUAGUGUGCUGCUUUUAUGGACUCUUUAGUUUUGAUCUGUCCAAACUCAAGGUCUCAAGACAAUGUAUGUGGCGAUUGAAUUUGAUAGUCUGGGUGGCUGCCAUAUUUAAUUCGAUACAAAUUAAAACAAAUUGGUUACAAGAUAAAGGUACACAAGAUGGGAGGCUCAAUAUGUCAUGUUGCUAUGUUCCCUUAGAAAUCCAUUUAUUUUAUUUUUUUCUCCACUUGAAUGAUCAAAUUCCAAGUGCACAACAUUACGACCCUCAGAACAGACUCUGUAUGCCGCCUUCAGUCUUUAUGGCAAAAAUCUUUUCAAAUUAAAUAUGGCAUCUACUCCAGUACACGGUAUGCUUUUCUAGCCCCUUGAGUGGUUUAUAACUAUUGCAUAGCAGGGUUUGCAUGACUCUAAUCUUGAAUCAUAUGUGAUUUAAUAGUCAGUUGUCGCUGGUUUUUGUUUUUUUCUUUAAUAGCAUUCCCAAGAUUCACCUUAACUCUGUAGAUUUCUUAUUCUGUCUCUGCAAAUUUCUAAAUCCGUAAACAGGAUGACCAUUCAAUCUAAAAAUAAGAAGUCUCUGAAUUAAAUAAAAGGCUGGUCAGCUCUGAAGAGGUGUAGUGUAACUCAUUUUGAAUACCCUUUAGCUUGGUGUUAGAUUUAGGGAGAAAAGGCUAAGAUUUUACGUAAUCUGUGCUAUCUGUGGGGCCUUUCUGAGUUCAGUUUUGCUACUGUGCAUGCUUGCCUAGUUAAAUUGCGUCUGAUUGACUGCAUUGGUGAGGGAGUUUCUACAUGUUGUAGAUAUUAAAGUGUCUUUAGUUAAGAGAA